UCCCGGGAGCCGAGCGCGAGACACUGCGUGCCGACCUGUCGCACACCUGUGGCCUUCCUCGCAGCAGCGCUGACGUUGACUUACCGGCGACUCGUGACUCUUGAUCGGCUGGCCAUGGCCUACCCGGGGUACGGAGGAGCGUUUGGAAACUUCGGCGGUCAGAUCCCAGGGAUGCAGAUGCAAAUGGGCCAGCCGAUGCCAGGUCCCAGUGUAUUCGCUGGUGGCUACCCCGGGUACGUGGCCUACUCUGACAGCUACCCCCCUGCUGACGACGCUAUGUGGUCUUUCUUCACAGCUGUUGCUGGACAGGAUGGUGAGGUGGAUGCGGAGGAACUUCAGAGAUGCUUGACCCAGUCUGGAAUCAGUGGGACUUACGCACCCUUCAGUCUGGAAACCUGCAGAAUUAUGAUUGCCAUGUUGGAUAGAGAUUAUACAGGAAAAAUGGGGUUCAAUGAAUUCAAGGAGCUUUGGGCAGCGCUGAAUGCCUGGAAGCAGAACUUCAUGACUAUUGAUCAAGACCAAAGUGGCACCGUAGAACACCAUGAGCUGAGCCAAGCCAUCACCCUUAUGGGUUAUAGGUUGAGUCCCCAGACACUAGCUGCUAUUGUUAAACGCUACAGCAAGAAUGGCAGAAUUUUCUUUGAUGACUAUGUGGCCUGCUGUGUGAAACUCCGUGCCCUGACAGAUUUCUUUAGACGAAGAGAUCACUUGCAACACGGGAUUGUGAACUUCAUGUAUGAGGAUUUUCUGCAGGGCACUAUGACCAUUUGACAGCAUAGCAUUGAAAAGGUGAAUACUGAAGAAUCCUUCUGCUUCACUGAAACAGACUGGACUACCUAAAACUAGAAGCUUGAUGAACUUUUUUGUAUCCCUUCCUGUUAAAGCUUCGUCCCCUUCCUGUUAAUUUACCUUAAAGCACAGUUCAAUGCAAUAAUGUUUUUAUUUGGGAUAUAUUAUUUUUUGGAAAAGUUACGGUGUUGCAGAAAUACGCACGCCAUCUUGAAAUGUUGCUAAUGAUAUGUAGUUGAUUGAUAUCAGCGCAUCUGAGCCUUCGUUUUUUAACAAUAAUAGUGUAUAGAAAUGUAGUUACGUGACAGAUUGUCUAUGAAGCCAAGUAACAUAAGUCUAGAUAAAACGUAAUCAUGUUAUCCAAAGGCUACAAGUUGUACUUCUGAUUUUGUUCACGUCUGUGGCUGUUUCUGGGAGUAAGUCAGUUAGAGGGGACAUCUGUGCAUUUGCUGGCUUUGGCUUUGAUUACCCCACCAGAGAACAUAACCUCGUGUUCUUGGCCUAUGAAUAAGAAAUCUGUAACUCCAAAAACUAUCUGAAUUUGAGUCUGUCAGCCUACGGUAAUAGGUAUUGUUUUACCUUUUUUAUUUCAUUGUUUAUUUUUCUACAAAAUAUUUUAUUGUCUUCCUAUUUUCUUUUCUUUUCUUUUUUUUUUCUUUUUAACAUCUUUGUUUCUGCUUAGCUUUGUUUUGUGAGACAGGAUCUUCCUACAUGGCCCAGCAGGACACAAACCCAUUGUCCUCCUGUCUUGCCCAGUUUGUGUAUGGAGGUUCAAGGCGUGCAGACGUGUGCCUGCCUUAAAAUUUUAAAAUGAAGAUAUCUUUCUCUUUUCUUAGCAAUAGCAUAGAUAGCCUAAAAUGUCCUCUUUCUCAAAAUCAACCAGUUUUGGAGAAUGACACCUUUUAGUGAAGUGUCAGCAUUUAUUCUUGUUUCUUCUUUAAACCCAGGUGCUGCCCCUAGGUGAUGGCGACAGCUUAUAAAAUGAGAAAAAAUUCAUGUGAUCCCCUACUGUUCAGGAAUUCUAUGUUGGAUUAAUGGUAUGAAUGUGUGUGCACGUGUGCGUGUGUGUGAGUGUGUGUAUGUGUGAGUGUGUGUGUGCGUGGGGGUGUGUGAGUGUGUGUGUGGGGGGUGUGUACCAAGAAGUGUUUUGAUUUCUUUUUCCCUUUGUGGACCCUGUUAGCAGCAUUUCUGGUGAAAUUUUCUAUAGAGAUCUCAAGUAGUCAUCAAGUUCUUUGCACUAAGUCCUCUGGUAUAAGGUGUCAGAGUUAAUUUCGUUUCUAAUGUGGAAGACACCUGUCUUUAUUAAUGAAGAUUUGAUAGAUCACUAAAUUGUCAUAUAUUUUAACUGAAUAUAUAUCUAGCUGAAGAAAAAUGCAAACAGAUAUAAUUUUAGUUUAACUGGUGACCAAAUUAAAUAUUUUUAAAGAAAAUGCCAUGUUUUUUAAUGGGCAAACCCCUUUUAUAAUUACAGAAAAAUGUAAAAAUGCUUUUACUGAAAAGAUCCGUGUAAAGAAGUGAUGCCUAAUCAUUUUGACACUGGUUCUCUAUAGUUUGCUAUCAAAUACAUUUGGUCAGUUUUAUAAAAACUGACUGAUGAAUAUGUCACACAAACUGUCCUCUGAUUGUGUUUCAUGACCACAUAUUUGAUAACCUGAAAGAAUAUUAGCUGAACCAUUGAAUGUACAGAAUCUGAAGCCAUUGUAGGAAAAUGAAGCCACAGUAUGAUGUUAUAAAUUAUUGAAGAAUGAACACUCGUGAUGUAUAAGUGCUUUUAUUUAUACAGUAAACAUGUUUCCAUGUCAUUUUGAGAAUUUUUUAAUAAACAUUCAAAUAGCUUGCUGUAAA
Messenger RNA from Arvicola amphibius (Eurasian water vole), 2634 nucleotides. It is a transcript of the gene Gca, whose product is annotated as grancalcin. The record is from RefSeq and is a predicted model, not a curated record. The transcript is spliced from 8 exons. The coding region runs from base 115 to 771 and encodes 218 amino acids. Gene Ontology annotation, molecular function: calcium ion binding. Lineage: Eukaryota; Metazoa; Chordata; Mammalia; Rodentia; Cricetidae.